CGCGGGGCCGCCUCCCCCUCCCGUUCAUCCCCCCCCGGGGCCGGCGGCGCGGAGCGGGCGCUGCCCAUGGGCCGGGCAGGAUGCCGGUGCGGCGGGGGCACGUCGCCCCCCAGAACACCUUCCUGGACACCAUCAUCCGCAAGUUCGAGGGACAGAGCCGCAAGUUCAUCAUCGCCAACGCCCGCGUGGAGAACUGCGCCGUGAUCUACUGCAACGACGGCUUCUGCCAGCUGUGCGGCUACUCGCGGGCCGAGGUGAUGCAGAAGCCCAGCACCUGCGACUUCCUGCACGGGCCCCGCACGCAGCGCGGCGCCGCUGCCCAGAUCGCCCAGGCGCUGCUGGGCGCCGAGGAGCGCAAGGUGGAGAUCUGCUUCUACCGCAAGGACGGCAGCUGCUUCCUGUGCUUGGUGGACGUGGUGCCAGUGAAGAAUGAGGAUGGGGCUGUCAUCAUGUUCAUCCUGAACUUUGAGGUGGUGAUGGAGACAGAGCGCCCAGGCUCGCCCGACAAGGACACCAACCACUGGGUCACCCCUGCCACCUGGCUUCCUGCAGGGCGCAGCAAGUCCUUCCGGCUGAAGCUGCCAGCGCUGCUGGCACUGGCGGGCAGCAAACAGUCGCUGCCACAGGAGCCGCCCGACGCCGUCGUCGUGGACUUCUCCAAGCAGAGCAGCGAGUCUGGCGCCGAGGAGCCCAUGUCCUCGCUGGAGCCUGGCUGCCCGGGGGGCAUGCAGCCCGAGGACAAGGCGGCGCUGAUGGGGGACGAGCCCCCCGAGCCGCCCGUCACCCACUCGUCGCCGUGCACCGAGCGCCUGGCCCUGCACGCCGCCUUCUCCAACUGCAGCCUGGCGCGCAGCCGCUCCCGCGAGAGCGUCCACAGCGUGCGCCGCGCCUCCUCCGUCGACGACAUCGAGACCAUGAAGGGCGAGGGUGACAAGCGCUGCCACAACCGCCAUGCCAGCGCUGGUGCCGGCAUGCACCGUGGCUCCAGCACCGGGGCCAUGAACAACGUGCGGAGCGCUCUGCUGAACUCCACCUCGGAUUCGGACCUGAUGCGCUACCGGGCCAUCAGCAAGAUUCCCCAGAUCACCCUCAACUUUGUGGACUUCAAGGCAGAUGCUUUCCUGGCUGCGCCGCCGGGUGAGAAGGAGAUCAUCGCCCCCACCAAGCUCAAGGACCGGACCCACAACGUCACCGAGAAGGUCACCCAGGUGCUGUCACUGGGUGCCGACGUCCUCCCCGAGUACAAGCUGCAGGCGCCGCGCAUCCACAAAUGGACCAUCCUGCACUACAGCCCCUUCAAAGCGGUGUGGGACUGGCUCAUCCUGCUCCUCGUCAUCUACACUGCCAUCUUCACCCCCUACUCAGCUGCCUUCCUGCUCAACGACCAGGAGGAGGCCCAGCGCCACAACUGCGGCUACUCCUGCAGCCCCCUCAACGUGGUCGACCUCAUCGUCGACAUCAUGUUCAUCAUCGACAUCCUCAUCAACUUCCGCACCACCUACGUCAACUCCAACGAGGAGGUGGUGAGCCACCCUGCCAAGAUUGCCAUCCACUACUUCAAGGGCUGGUUCCUCAUCGACAUGGUGGCUGCCAUCCCCUUCGACCUCCUCAUCUUUGGCUCCGGCUCUGAGGAGACCACCACGCUGAUCGGGCUGCUGAAGACGGCACGGCUGCUGCGGCUGGUGCGCGUGGCCCGCAAGCUGGACCGCUACUCGGAGUACGGGGCGGCCGUGCUGUUCCUGCUGAUGUGCACCUUCGCCCUCAUCGCGCACUGGCUCGCCUGCAUCUGGUACGCCAUCGGCAACGUGGAGGGGCAGCGCAUCGGGUGGCUGCACUCCCUGGGCGAGCAGAUCGGGAAGCCGCUGAAUGCCAGCGACCCGCGCCGCGGGCCCACCAUCAAGGACAAGUACGUGACGGCGCUGUACUUCACCUUCAGCAGCCUCACCAGCGUCGGCUUCGGCAACGUCUCCCCCAACACCAACUCCGAGAAGAUCUUCUCCAUCUGCGUCAUGCUCAUCGGCUCGCUGAUGUAUGCCAGCAUCUUCGGGAACGUGUCGGCCAUCAUCCAGCGCCUGUACUCGGGCACUGCGCGCUACCACACGCAGAUGCUGCGCGUCCGCGAGUUCAUCCGCUUCCACCAGAUCCCCAACCCCCUGCGCCAGCGCCUCGAGGAGUACUUCCAGCACGCCUGGUCCUACACCAACGGCAUCGACAUGAACGCGGUGUUGAAGGGCUUCCCCGAGUGCCUGCAGGCUGACAUCUGCCUGCACCUCAACCGCAGCCUGCUGCAGAACUGCAAACCCUUCAAGGGGGCCACCAAGGGCUGCCUGCGAGCCCUGGCCAUGAAGUUCAAGACGACUCAUGCCCCGCCUGGGGACACGCUGGUGCAUGCGGGCGACGUCCUCACUGCCCUCUACUUCAUCUCCCGCGGCUCCAUCGAGAUCCUGCGCGGCGACGUGGUGGUGGCCAUCCUGGGGAAGAACGACAUCUUCGGGGAGCCGCUGAACCUGUACGCACGGCCGGGCAAGUCCAACGCCGACGUGCGGGCGCUCACCUACUGCGACCUGCACAAGAUCCACCGCGAGGACCUGCUGGAGGUGCUGGACAUGUACCCCGAGUUCUCCGACCACUUCUGGUCCAGCCUGGAGAUCACCUUCAACCUGCGCGAUACCAACAUGAUCCCCGGCUCCCCGGGCAGCGAUGAACUGGACGGCGGCUUCAACCGCCUGCGGAAGCGCAAACUCUCCUUCCGCCGGCGCACGGAGAAAGACGCUGUCAACGCCGGGGAGCUGCGUGGUGGGACGAAAGCACUGCGGCCGAGCAGGAGCUGCCAGGCACCUGGGGCUCCCCGUGGGCCCGCAGAGUGGGAGCCGUGCCACUCCAGCUCCCCCUCCAGCUCCCCCUCCAGUGAUGAGGAUGAGCCCCCUGUGCCUGGGCCGGGGGCCACCGCGCUGUCCCCCUUCCGCAGUGCCCGCCUGGGCAGCGAGGUGCCUGCACCCACCGAGGCUGAGGAGCGCAAGGGCAGCGACAUGUGCAACCCCCUCUCAGGAGCCUUCUCGGGGGUCUCCAACAUCUUCAGCUUCUGGGGGGAGAGCCGGGGACGGCAGUACCAGGAGCUGCCGCGUUGCACCAUCCCAGCUCACGCCGCCCUCACCAUCCCACUGCCGCCCAUGAGCCGCCGCCAACGCUCCGAGGUGGAGACUCGCCUCGACCUCCUCCAGAAACAGCUCAACAGGCUCGAGAGCCGUAUGGCUGCCGACAUCAGCUCCAUCAUGCAGCUCCUGCAGCGCCAGCCGGCGCUGGUGCCCCCUGCCUACAGCGCCGUCUCUUCCCCCCACCAACCGCCCGGCCCCCCGUGUCCUCUGCAGCCCGUCCUCCCCAUCACCCCCAUCCAGCCGCUCUCUCAGGUUCCCAGUUACCCGGUGCCGCUGGAAUUGCCGCGGGCCCUGGACCCUCACCAAGAGCCGCCGCCGGAUGUGGUGUUACUGGUGGAGCCCACGGCUGUCCCACCGAGACGCCUGUCCCUGCCCGGGCAGCUGCCCGCCGUGCCCGACACACAGACCCUCCAUAGACACUGCUCGGAUCCCGGCAGUUAAUGGGCAGGGAUGCGGCUGGGGACCACCCCCCUCUCCCGGCGCCACGGGGACAUGUGGGACCUCCCCCUCCAACCCCGACCCCUCAGUCCCCAGGAGCCGGUGGGUUCCCGGCCGCCGUCCCCCACGGACAAUCCCUGCCGCUGCGGGGGGUCUGCGGGAGCCCCUCGGUACCCCCACAGUUAGCUGGCCUAACCCGGGGGCGGCCCGGCCACCCGCCCCGCCGGCGCGGCCAGGGCUGGCCGGACGUGUGCUGCUCUUUGCCUCCUCUUCCUCCUCCUUUUCCUCCGCUCCCUCCUCCUCCCUGUAGUGUCGCAGCCCUUUCCCCAGCCGCCGUCGCGGUGGGUCGGGGCCGCGCUGCCCCGGGGCCGGGGGGAGCGCGGCGGGGGCGGCGCGGGUGCGGGGGAGUGUGUGUGCGUGUGUCCUGCGUGUUCCCGCGGGGUCGCCGGCCCGCGCUCGCCCUCUGUGUGUGUGUGCACGCGUGCGUCCCGCUGUUCCGUGUGGCCGGGGGCUCUGCCUGAGCCGGGACACGCGUGUGCCCCCCGGGGAGGGACCGGAGCAGACGCGUGCCCGUGUUUCUGUGUGUUUCCCCGCCCCGAGACACGUUUCCCCCCCGCCGGGCCACGCGUGUGCGCAGCUGCGCAGGGUGGGGGCGUGUGGCGGGUGUGUGGCUCCCCAGCCCUGUGUCCCCCUCCUCGUCCUGGAUAGCCGGGACGUCUGUGUGCCCGGGGGGCAUCGCCGCAUGCCCAAGGGUUGGCCCCAUCCCCGCCGCCCCCCGGGGUCUCUCCCCGCACAACGGGGGCACUUGGCGGGGGGUGCGGAACCCCGGCAGCCCCCCAGCCCCCCGGUGCCACCCGCCGCGCCUGGGGAGGGGGAUGUCCCGGUGGGGAGGGGACGUGGGCAGGGACGGUGGCUGCUGCCCAACCCCUGCUCGCCCGCCGGCUCUUGGUAGCGUGUCCUGUGUUUGUGCCGUCGUCCUGUAGCCGGGCACCGCGUGUGCCCCCCGCCCCCGCCGUGCUGUUUCACGCCGCCCCGCAUGUCGCCUUCCGCGGUAGGUUCCUCCCCCCGCACCCCCCCAA
Molecule: messenger RNA, 4672 nt
Organism: Colius striatus (speckled mousebird)
Lineage: Eukaryota; Metazoa; Chordata; Aves; Coliiformes; Coliidae
Gene: KCNH2
Product: potassium voltage-gated channel subfamily H member 2
Exons: 15
Coding region: 81-3596 (1171 amino acids)
Biological process (GO): regulation of heart rate by cardiac conduction; membrane repolarization during action potential; regulation of ventricular cardiac muscle cell membrane repolarization
Cellular component (GO): membrane
Molecular function (GO): inward rectifier potassium channel activity
Source: RefSeq, a predicted model, not a curated record